CACUCUCGUCUCUCGACUCCACAACUACAGUCUCAACCAAAAUCCAAAAACCCUAGUUUCUCAGUUCAUCCAUUUUCGCGCAGCAUCGGUCUGCUAACAUCAUUUUUACCAAUUAAAGAUCAAAUUCAUCACCAAAUUAAUGAAUAAAAUCUGAUCGAAAUCAAUUUUUCUGGAAAAAAAAUCAAGAGAAACAAAAAUGUGGAGGAGAGUAUGGACCAGCAACAAUGGCGGACUAGAAAUUGGUGGAGGUGGUGGAACGAUGAUGAUGAAUUGGGUGAGAUAUAUGUCGAGAAAACGAGCUGAAAAUCUGAGGAAGAUAAACCCUAAAGUUCCGUAUUCUGAAGCUACUUCCAUUGCUCAAAAUCUCUAUAAUUUGAUCCAGCAUCGUGGUCCUCUCACCAUUGGCAAUGCUUGGACUAACAUCCAGGAAGCUGGCAUCAGUGGAUUAAGCAGUAAAACACACAUGAAGAUAAUGCUGAAAUGGAUGAGAGGUAAGAAGAUGCUGAAGCAGGUUUGCCAGAAUAUUGGGUCUAACAAGAAGUUUCUGCUGUGCACACCACAAGAUUCUCAAGCUGUGCAGUCAACAGGUUCUCCUAGAGUGAAGUUGCGAACUGAAAAAUCUUCAAAAUUGAGGAAAAAACACAAGAAGUGACGGGUUUUACCAGAGUUUUCGCGCUCUCAAAAUAAUCUAGACUAUUGUUUAGGAUUUACUGUGUUAAAUCAUAUUUUGAUUGUUAUUCCCUGUUUCAUCUUUUAAAUCAAAUUAUGAUACUGUAUCAGUAUUACCGAAGGUUAUCUUCUCUCUUUCUGAACCUGUAACUUUAGAAUUGGCAAUUUUACAGAGGCAAGUGCUAUUGAUGUUUCA
Messenger RNA from Beta vulgaris subsp. vulgaris (sugar beet), 865 nucleotides. RefSeq lists its product as hypothetical. Lineage: Eukaryota; Viridiplantae; Streptophyta; Magnoliopsida; Caryophyllales; Amaranthaceae. The record is from RefSeq and is a predicted model, not a curated record. Bases 197 to 652 code for a protein of 151 amino acids. The transcript is spliced from 2 exons.